AUGAGCGGUCUCGUCGCUUAUGACAGUAGUGACGAAGAGGUGGAGCAAGCAUCUGCCCCUUCUGUGCCUGUUCCUACUCUUGCUUCUGCUCCGAGAGAGACAGCGUCCGCCCCGAAUGGAGCAACUAACUUCACAACGAGUGCAAAUGCAAUACCAUCACUCGUAGGUCCGGUAAUGCCUACGGAAGAGUAUCCUGAGAUCGAAGACCUGAACGACCUGCCAGAGUCUAUGUCUGAGCAAGAUCUUGUGAGACACCUGACCCAAGCUUCACAUCCCAUGACAGCCAUCCCGCUGUCACCACCAGGUUCUCCGAAUGCUGCCGUUGAAGCAAAAUUCAAGCGUUUCCUUGAGCUCAAAUCGAAAGGGCUGCAUUUCAAUGAAGACUUGGCAAACAAGAGCAGCUUCAGGAACCCGGCCCUGUUCUCAACAUUGAUGGAGCGAACGGGACUGGACGGCAGCUCGCAGUAUACAACUUCGCUUCCAAAAUCAGUAUAUGAGCCCCAGUCAUUCCCAUCAUAUGCAUACAAAGAGGAGCUAGCACGCAGUCAGCAGAGCAUCCGCGAUCAGCAAGCCGCCAGAAAAAAGCAAGCCUCUGCGGCAGGCAAGCGAACUAUUGAAUUCAUUCAAGCCGGAGGCUCGGGUACAUCAAGUCAAAAGUCGACGCCAGGCUCGCAACGGCGAGGUCUCGGGAGCUGA
Molecule: messenger RNA, 696 nt
Organism: Cyphellophora europaea CBS 101466
Lineage: Eukaryota; Fungi; Ascomycota; Eurotiomycetes; Chaetothyriales; Cyphellophoraceae
Exons: 1
Coding region: 1-696 (231 amino acids)
Biological process (GO): regulation of DNA-templated transcription
Cellular component (GO): nucleus
Source: RefSeq, a predicted model, not a curated record